AUAAAUAAAUUUGCAAAAGAAAGUGACCAUGCAUGAGUGACCAUAGAUGAAUUUACAAAAGUGAGCACUAUAGAUCUUUUGCCAAAAGCAAAAGUGACCAUGCAUGAUUAGACUUGUCCUACACCUGGGUAAUUCAACGACCCAAGCAAGUCAAGUUAGGAACAACAUGAUAUCUCUUCCAACUUGUUUCUUUCUAUAUGUCUCUCUCUUGCGCUGGAUUAUUUCCAUCAGGGUUCUGGAGAAACUUCAACUCGAUCAGUCUUUCAUUUUAGAUCUCUAGAUCUUAAUAUUUCCUAAUCAAUAUCUUUCUUGAUUCUGAGGUAAUCCCUUCUACUUUGCUUUGAACACUUCGAUAUCAGCUUCAGUGUCCUGCACCGGCCCUCGUUGUGGCAGGGGUCGGUGGAAGAUCUUUCCUUUUUCUCCAAGUUUCAUCUUUUUGUUCAUUUUGCUGCCUUUACCCCUUGCUAUCUUGUCCCGAUUUACCUGUUCUUCAAACCUCACGGGCGUCCAUCUUCCUCGUCCAAUUUCAUUUUAGUCUGCAGUCAGUUUUCAACGCAAUUUGUUGCGAUCAUUCGAGAAGGUGCGUAGAGUUCUGGUGGUCACGCCGGCUCAGGUGUUUACAACAGCACCUCCUUCUCUUUGUCUGCCUUUGUUGGCAGUGUUGUUCGUGGUAAAUCCACAGGCUUUUUUCAAUUUCUGGCUGAGAUUGGCGCGAGGAUCGUGGCUGGAUGAUGAGAUUUUCCUCCAUUUAAUCUCUACGAUGCUGCUUGGUAUGAUUUUUGGUGUUUGCUGGGGAAAUCGAUUCGGAUUGAUUGGGAAAUACCAUUGCGGUGGUGGUAGAAGGAAUCUAGAAUUUUCUUUUGUUCUGUGUCUAGCUUUGGGCUCUUAGUUGGGUUCUUUUAGGUUAGCUUGGGUGGCCUCUGUUUGUUUUGUUUAUGUGUAUAUGGGCCUUUGGUUUGUAAAUUAAUGCUGGAAUAAAAAAUUUAGGAAAACUAAUGAAAAAGCUUGAAAACUUUGAGUUUUAAUAAUAAGGACAAAAUAAAGGGUAAAGUGAAUAGUAUUAAGUUUGACUUUUUAGUGUAAAAAUGUGAUUUUUCGUUAAAAUGAACAGUACCGUGGGCUUUUCGUUAAAACUUCCAUAAAAUUUUGUUCCUCUCCACGGAAAGGAUUUUACCAAAAAAAAAAAAAUCUUUUGCCAACAGAAUUUGUAUGUAUGAUUAGAAUUGUCCAACACCUGCGUAAGUCAACAACCCACACAAGUCAAGUUAGAACAACAUGAUCUCUCUUCCAACUUGUUUCUUUCUAUAUUUCUCUCUUGCGCUGGAUUAUUUUCGUCAGGGUUCUGGAAAAGCUUCAAGUUGAUCAGUCUUUCAUAUUCGAUCUCUCUAGAUCUUAAUACUUCCCAAUCAAUUUCUUUCUUGAUUCAGAGGUACUCUCACUGACUUAAUUACACUUGGAUAAAUAAUUACCAUAUAAUUAUAGUCUUCUCUUACAUUUCUUAUAAUAUUGUAUAGCGACUGUUAAUUUGUGCUGACUUUUUGGUCCCUCAGAAUGUUUAUGAAGCCCACCAAAAUAGAAAUUUUUUCUUUCUUUCUUUUUUUGUUGAUAGAAGUGAUUAUGUUGGGGAAGAAGAUUCGAAUUCAGUGACCUCGGGUGCGUUCAAGGGUAAAUGUUCUAAACUAACUGAGAUAUAUGUCAGUUGUAUAUAGGGGAUUUUGGCUUAAUUAUUAAAUAAUUUCAUAUUUUGUCAUAGUUAACGGACCCCUUAUGAAUAUACAUACAUGUGGGUAUGUUAUGAAAUAGGUCAGGUCUGGAAGGAUUUGCAGGUUUUGAAAUAUAUAUAUAUAUAUAUAUGGAUGGAUUCGCAGGUGAUGAAGUAUAAAUAGUGGGGUUUGCAGGUUAUUAGUAUGGCUUCUUCCUCUUCCUCUGCUGCUACUAUCUCAUCACCUCGAAGAAAGUAUGAUGUGUUUCUUAGUUUCAGAGGUGAGGACACUCGCAAGACUUUCACCAGCCACCUUCAUGCUGCCUUACUUCGAAAGAAACUUCAGACCUACAUAGAUUCCAAACUUGACAGUGGGGAUGAAAUCGGACCUGCCCUUCUAGAAGCUAUUGAGAAAUCAAAGCUUUCGGUGAUCAUUUUCUCAAAAAACUAUGCUUCUUCCACAUGGUGUCUGGAUGAACUCGUGCAUAUACUAGGAUGCAAGGAAAGGGAUGGACAGUUUGUUAUACCCAUUUUUUACGAUAUCAGUCCAUCGGAUGUACGAAAACAGCAGGAGAGUUAUGCAGUUGCAUUUGCCAAGCUUGAAGAACGUUUCAAGGACUGUAUGGACAAGGUGCUUCAGUGGAGGGAUGCUUUGGAGAAAGCUGCCAACCUAUCUGGUUAUGAUUCAAACAAAGCCGGGACAGAGGCCGAUUUGGUUGAAGAAGUUGUCCGUGAUAUAUUGAACAAAUUGAAUUGCAAAAACUCAGAUGAUUUAAAGGGCCUAGUUGAGAUUGAAACCAAAGUUGAGCAAAUUGAAUCGUUACUAUGCCUUGAUUCAUCGGAUGUUUGCGUUGUAGGUAUUUGGGGCAUGGCUGGUAUUGGCAAGACCACCCUUGCUGAUGUUGUAUAUCACCGACUCUCUUCCAAGUUUGAAGCUUGUUGCUUUCUUAAAAAUGUUAGAGAAAAUUCUGAAGAAAAAGACGGAAUAUAUAACUUACGAAAUAAACUUCUCCGUGAGAUUUUAGAUGAUGAUAUAAAUAUUAGCGCUCCAUCUAUGGGAUCAGAGCUUGCUAAAGGGAGGCUCCUUUGUACAAAGGUACUCAUUGUUCUUGACGAUGUGAGUGAUUCAAGGCAAUUAGAACUUCUAGUUGGAGGUGAUCUUCAGUUUGGUGUCGGAAGUACAAUCAUUAUCACUACUCGAGAUCGGAGCUUACUCAAUGAAAAGGUUAAUGAUGACAAAAUUUACGAGGUCAAGGGAUUGAAACAUGAUGGCGCUCUUCAGCUCUUUCAUUUGCAUGCUCUGAAAAAUAAGUCUCCUACGACAAUUAAAACAGAGUUUUCAAGAAAGGUGAUAGAUUAUAGUCAAGGCAUUCCAUUGGCUCUUAAAACUUUGGGUGCCUUAUUCCAUCGCUGCGAUACAGAAGAAGACUGGGAUGAAGAAUUGAACAGAUUGAAAAAUUUUCCUAGCGAAAAAAUUCAGAAUGUGUUGAGACUUAGUUAUGAUGGAUUAGAAGAAAAUGAGAAGGAAUGCUUUCUUGACAUUGCAUGCUUUCUGAAAGGGGCAGAUGUUUAUAUUGCAAGAGGAAUAUUAGAUAUUCGGGGUUUCUCCGUGACGGGAAUCCAAAUUCUUAUUGACAAGUCUCUCAUAUCAAUUUCAAAGAAGAAUUGCUUAGAGAUGCAUGAUUUGCUGCAAGACAUGGGCCGGACAAUUGUUCGUGAACAAUGCAGGGACGAGCCAGGAAAACGUAAUAGGUUGUGGGCUGCUGAUGAUGUCUAUCAAGUACUGGAGAAUGAUACGGGAACUUCAACAGUUCAAUGCAUAUCCUUUGACACGUCUAACAUUACACGGUUGGAAUUAUGUGGAUCACCCUUCAAGAAGAUGUCUAAUUUAAGAUUGCUGAUGAUUCAUGAUCCUCAUCUAAGAGUCAAGUACAACUAUGACUUUGAGGUUCAUCCAAAAUUUCUGAAAUACUUCGGUUUUUCUAUCAGUGAAAAGCCGUACAACAACAAUCUGGACCUUUCUCAAGGUCUUCAGUCUCUUCCCAAUUCUCUCAGGUACCUUUACUGGCAGGAAUACCCGUUGAAAUCUCUUCCUUCAAAUUUUUCUCCACAAAAUCUUGUUGUGCUUCGAUUGCCCUACAGCUUUGCUGGGGAAAAACUUUGGAGUAAAAACCAGAAUCUUGGGAACUUAAAAGUGAUUGAACUAAGUUUUUGCAAGCAUCUGACUGAAGUUCCAGAUCUCUCUCGCAGUAAAAAAAUUGAGCGUAUAGUGCUUUUUGGCUGUAUAAGAUUGGUUCGAAUUCCUUCUUAUUUUAAAGAUCUUGACAAGCUUAGGUGUCUGAAUCUGGGAUGGUGCACAAGUCUAAAAUUCUUACCAGAGCUCCCAGUGCAAUGUUGUCUUGAAGCAAGUGGCUGCACUUCACUGAAGACAGUUUCAAGUUCAAGAAAUUCACUCACACAAGCUUGGGAUAAAUAUGAAUUGUUUCGAGGGCGUUUUAACUUUGCUGAUUGCCGGAACUUGGAUGAAAAUGCAAGGACUAAUAUAAUGGCUAACACACAGUUAAGAAUUAUGCGAGUGGCAACUGGGCCAUUGAAAACUCAGCAACAUAAAGAAGAAGAAAUUGUCAUGGAAAUGACUUCAUUUAUCCCUACCUCUUGUCGGACUUCAGGUAGCACCGUCUCUGCUCGGACUUUAGUUAGCACUGUAUUUGCAGGAAAUAAAAUUCCAAAUUGGUUCUGCCAUCAAAAUGAAGGAUCUUCGAUAACUAUCAAGCUUCCUCGAUAUUGGUAUUGUACAGAUUUUUUGGGUUUUGCUUUAUCUGUUGUUGUCCGUAGCUAUAGUUGUUCUAACGCUCUGAUGUUUGGAUGCUCGUGCAAUUUUAAAACUAAUAGUGGUGAAAGCCAUAAAACCAUUUAUCCUUCCCAUUAUCCUUUUAAUAAAGAAGGGGGAAGGGUUACUUAUUCGAAAUUCGAUCACAUAUUUGUGUGGUAUAGUGCGCUUGCACUUGGAGAGGGAGCAAAUUUAAAUCGCUCCACUUCUUUUUACAAACUUGUUACUGAUGCCUGUUUUGAGUUCUACCCUGUGAUAAGUCGCUUUCUUGAAAAAGGGGCCGUUCGGAGAAUGGUGACAAAGUGUGGGAUAUGCCUGCUGUAUGCCCAAGAUGUUGAGACCAUCAAGUUAGGAGGAUCUACAAGUUGAAGUAGCUAAAAAAAAAAAAACGUAGAAAUGAAAAAUAAAGAAUUUGAGCUCUUCUUAUUGUUUGUAUUCUCAUCAUGAGCUGUUUGUGAGCCUUGUGGCCAAGGAAUUCCUUGUUUUAGUCUUUGUUGUUGCAACACUUUGGCUUUCCAAGUAAUUUUGAAAACUCUUGUGUUGGUUU
Messenger RNA from Malus domestica (apple), 5079 nucleotides. Lineage: Eukaryota; Viridiplantae; Streptophyta; Magnoliopsida; Rosales; Rosaceae. The record is from RefSeq and is a predicted model, not a curated record.